Molecule: messenger RNA, 1756 nt
Organism: Mercurialis annua (annual mercury)
Lineage: Eukaryota; Viridiplantae; Streptophyta; Magnoliopsida; Malpighiales; Euphorbiaceae
Product: beta-ketoacyl-[acyl-carrier-protein] synthase III A, chloroplastic
Exons: 9
Coding region: 340-1542 (400 amino acids)
Biological process (GO): fatty acid biosynthetic process
Cellular component (GO): chloroplast
Molecular function (GO): 3-oxoacyl-[acyl-carrier-protein] synthase activity
Source: RefSeq, a predicted model, not a curated record
AAAAGAAGACCUCACACUACAAAUUCUGUAUGUUCAAAACCUACAAAAAGUCUAACCAAUUUUACCAAUAAAACUCCCCUGUUUUUAAUUUUUGGCAAGCAGAUAAUAUUAUGAAGGUAAAAACGUAAUAAAGGAUGUGCCCAACUAUUUGUGACGUGUGAAGUAGUUGUACUGUUCUUGUAUCCGAAAACGCACUUAGAUUGUAUCAACCCAAAUUAAAUCUUGGAACUUGGCAACACGCAUUUGCCUAACUGAGCUUACACACAGUUCUUGUUCUCUCAUAAGCUAGAAGAUCCCUUCUUUUUCAAUUUCUACAGCUACUACAUUUUCAGUUUCUUGAUGGCAAAUGCAUCUGGGUUCUUGAGUCCUUCAGUUCCAACUUUAAGUAGAAAGAUUAAGCCUUCAAUUGGGAUUAUUGGAUCUGGGUUUUACUCCUUUGAAGGAUUAUCAAAGAGGGUGUUUUGCUGUAGCUCCAUUGAUGGUGCUGAAAAGCUUUCCACCUCUCAAUCUCCAAUACCCAGGAUUGUUAGUAAAGGUUGCAAGUUGGUUGGAAGUGGCUCAGCUGUACCAACUUUACAGAUCUCAAAUGACGAUCUUGCAAAAGUAGUUGACACCAAUGAUGAGUGGAUAUCUGUCCGAACUGGUAUUCGAAAUCGACGAGUUCUUACAGGCAAAGAUAGUUUGACUUCUCUAGCUGUAGAGGCAGCAAGGAAAGCUCUUCAGAUGGCAGAAGUCGAUCCUAAUGAUGUGGACCUAGUAUUGAUGUGUACAUCUACACCAGAGGAUCUUUUUGGUGGUGCCCCUCAGAUCCCAAAGGCACUGGGCUGCAAAAACAAUCCUCUAGCUUAUGAUAUCACAGCUGCAUGUAGUGGAUUUAUGCUGGGUUUAGUCUCAGCUGCUUGUCACAUUAGGGGAGGUGGGUUUCAAAAUGUAUUGGUAAUUGGUGCUGAUGCUCUUUCACGAUAUGUUGACUGGACGGAUAGGGGGACUUGCAUUCUCUUUGGAGAUGCUGCAGGUGCUGUGCUUGUACAGGCAUGCAACAGUGAGGAUGAUGGUUUAAUUAGUUUUGACUUGCACAGUGAUGGUGAUGGCCAAAGACAUUUGAAUGCCGGUAUCAAAGCAAAUGAAGCGGAUCAUGCAGUGGGUUCUAAUGGUUCAGUCUCGGACUUCCCUCCCAGACGCGCAUCAUAUUCAUGUAUUCAAAUGAAUGGAAAGGAAGUGUUCCGCUUUGCUGUCCGAUGUGUGCCUCAGUCUAUAGAGUCUGCUCUUAGCAAGGCCGGUCUCACUGGAUCUAAUAUCGAUUGGUUACUACUGCACCAGGCGAACCAGAGAAUCCUCGAUGCAGUUGCCACACGUUUAGACGUACCCCAAGAAAGGGUUAUAUCAAAUUUAGCAAAUUAUGGCAACACGAGUGCUGCUUCUAUUCCACUGGCAUUGGAUGAAGCUGUUCGAAGCGGGAAGGUGAAGCCGGGCCACACAAUUGCUGCCGCAGGCUUUGGUGCUGGUCUAACUUGGGGUUCUGCAAUACUUAGAUGGGGUUGAAAAUUUUCAUUUCAUUACAACCAGCGAUACUAGAGAAACGAUAAUCCUUUGUUACAUGCGGCUAUAAGCUUCAGCUUAACUUUUCUAUAUGUACUGCACGUAAGCAGAGAUGCUGCAAAUUCAAAAUCUCCAGAAGCUCUGUUUUGUUUUGUUACCUCUUGUUAUCAUCUUAAAUUUUUGCAUCACUAAUAAACUUUCAUUCUUUUCUACUCAA